GCGCGUGGUGGCGUGGGUAACGGGUUAAAUUUUUUCCUCUCUCGGCGCGCUGGGGCCAAAGUAGGCCGCGGUAUAAAGCGGCGGCCGCGCAGAGAGGGGCACCACUUGCAAACUCAAUUUCGAGAGGAUCACUUCGUCCGUCCCUCACGCACACGAAUGAUGCUGCGGGAGUGCGUUCUGGUGCUGGUGUUGGUGGCGGCGGCUGCGUUGGCGCAGCGGCGGUUGGCGCUGCCGGACGCGCGUUCGUGCGCGAGCCGCGUGCGCCACACGACCUUCCGCGACUCUCGCGGCGUCUCGCACUCGUACUUCUUCAGCUGGGAGCACGGCCCGACGCGCAGCAUCGAGGUCGACUGGCUGGACGCGCGCAACAUCUGCAGACGCCACUGCAUGGACGCCGUGUCGCUCGAGACGCCCCAGGAGAACGAGUUCAUCAAGCAGCGCGUCGCCCGCGGCGGCGUCAAGUACAUCUGGACGUCCGGGCGCAAGUGCAACUUCAACGGCUGCGACCGCGCCGACCUGCAGCCGACGAACGUGAACGGCUGGUUCUGGUCGGGCUCCGGCGCCAAGAUCGGCCCGACGAACCAGCGCAACUCGGGCGACUGGUCGGCCACCGGCGGCUUCAACCAGCCGCAGCCGGACAACCGCGAGUCGGCGCAGGGCAACGACGAGUCGUGCCUGUCCAUCCUGAACAACUUCUACAACGACGGACUCAAGUGGCACGACGUCGCCUGCCACCACAAGAAGCCGUUCGUCUGCGAGGACUCGGAGGAGCUGCUCAACUUCGUCUCGUCCCGCAACCCCGGCAUCCGUCUCUGAUCCCCGACCCGAGAAAUUUAGCUUUUAACUUAUUUAUUUGUAAAGACCAGUGUGAUUCAGGACAAACCAAUAAAGUGAAUCCAAAAUUAUUAUAUUAAUACGA
Messenger RNA from Cloeon dipterum, 919 nucleotides. RefSeq names its product L-selectin. The coding region runs from base 157 to 816 and encodes 219 amino acids. Lineage: Eukaryota; Metazoa; Arthropoda; Insecta; Ephemeroptera; Baetidae. The record is from RefSeq and is a predicted model, not a curated record. The transcript is spliced from 3 exons.